Pneumocystis carinii B80 is the source of this 410-nucleotide messenger RNA. RefSeq lists its product as hypothetical. The coding region runs from base 47 to 364 and encodes 105 amino acids. The transcript is spliced from 6 exons. NCBI's taxonomy places the organism in Eukaryota, Fungi, Ascomycota, Pneumocystomycetes, Pneumocystales, Pneumocystaceae. The record is from RefSeq and is a predicted model, not a curated record.
UUAUUAUCAUUCUUAACGUUGAGAAUUUUGAGGCGUUUUGGUUAAGAUGCCAAAAGACGCGAAAUCAAGAGGAAUUAAAAAAGUUUCAGGGAAGCGGGCGAAAAAAGAUCCAGAUGCUCCUAAGAGAGGGUUAUCGGCUUAUAUGUUUUUCGCACAAGAACAUAGGGAAUUGGUAAAAACAGAGAAUCCGGAUGCAACAUUCGGUCAAAUUGGCAAAAUUCUUGGUGAAAGAUGGAAGAAUUUGUCUUCUAAAGACAAACAGCCAUACGAAAAUAGAGCUAGAAAAGAUAAGGAACGAUUUGAAGAUGAAAAAUCUCGAUGGCGUAAUACUCAUGUGUCAUGUACGACACAUGAUGAUGAAUAAUUGUGUUUUAUAUUAGCAAUAUGAUUGUUUUUUAUUUGAUGAAUGG